Molecule: messenger RNA, 3092 nt
Organism: Paramecium octaurelia
Lineage: Eukaryota; Ciliophora; Oligohymenophorea; Peniculida; Parameciidae
Source: the annotation of a GenBank genome assembly
AUGAGGAAAGGAACCAAAAAGUAAACUAAAAAGCAAUCACAACUUCAAUCAAUAGACGAAUACAAAUUAAUCAAUAUUUUUGGUAUCAAUCACUCAACAUAUAUAUGUAGACAUGAUGGAGGAUCCAGACAUGAAAUAGUUUUAAGUAAUAUUAAAAUUAGAGGAUUAAUUAUAAGAAAGUAGUUAGAUUGUAUUAUUAAGCUUUCUUAAUUUCUACUUGAAAUUAGUUGGUUUAGAUUAAUGUAAUCAAUAUUUAAAGGGACUCAAUUUGGAGAAAAUCAAACUAGAAGAAAUUAUCAACAAAUUAGAACAACUAUAAACAGAAAAUCAAUAAACCCUAAUAGAUGAGGAAUAAUGCCUUAAAGUAGAGAAUAAUAAAAAGCUUAUCAAUUUUUUUGACACCUUAUUUUCAACACAAACAGAAUUGCCAUUCGAAUGUGAUCAUUUCUUUUAGUACGCCUUUAAUUGGUUGGCAACAUUGUCAUAAACCAAAUUUAGGACAGCAAGAUUAGCAGCAAUUGAAAUUAUUUCAAUAAUUAUGAAUUCCAUACUUAAUUGCUUAGAAAUCAAUGGUAAUAUUACAAUUCAUCAUAUUUGUAGAGAAUAAAGAUAAACAAAAAGAGAUUCUGUAAUUUAUAAAUAAUAUUUUUGAAUACUUAGUUACAAAUAGAACUCAGGAUGUUUAAUCUGCAAUUAAAAAGAAAUCAAUCUAAAUACUUUUUAGCGCUUUUUUAAAUAAUUCAAUUCCAACUGAUCCAUACCAUAAUUAAUUAGGUUAUCUAUUUUUAAGUGAAAAUCACGAGUGUAGAGAAGCCUCCAUGAUAGAGCUAGAAAAGAUUUAUAAGCAUUUACUGGAGAGAAAAAAGUCAUUAGAAUCUGUUCUUGAAUUUUUGAAAGGGGAACAAGAAGCAAUUUUGAGUUUAAUCUUUGAUCCAAAUGAAAGUGUUUAAUUGAGAUUGAUCAAUUUUUUAAAGGUAAAGAAAAUAAAUAAUAUUUUUAAAGGCAUUAUCUUAAUCUACAAAAAUAGGUUCGAAUUUUUUUGGUCCGAAAACUUGCUAGGCAUUUAUUCGAAUACUAUUUUCAAAAAAUUUAAGAAUUAGGUAUGAUUCAACUUUUAUCUUGCAUUUGUUUGAAAAGCCCAUAAAAUCAGUUGAGAAAUUGGUUGAGUUUUAUUUGAAAUAUGCUCCAUUUGAACUAUAAAGUUAUGAGGAAAGUUUCAACUUUAUUAUCUCCUUCAUUCAUAGUCAUCCAUUUGUUACUUCACCUGAGUAGUAUGCAGCAUUCUUUGAUAGCAAUUAAGGAGAAAUAUUUUAGAGUUUAGGAUUAUAUUUUUAUGCCUCUCUUCUACAAUAUGAAUUUAUAUAUACGAAAUUUUGGUGGUUGGAAGAAUCUGAUGGGCCUCCUUAAUAUAAUGAUGCAUUCACAAAUUAUCUUAUUAGCAAUACCAAAGUUUCAUUGGAUUUGAUAGAUGAAGUAUAUUAUUAAAACUAUAUCUAUUGUAGAAUUUAUUGUUGCCAUUCUUACACAUUUAUGCGAAUCUGAAUUUCAAAAUAAUACAAAGUAAAUUUAUUAAGUCAAUUUUUGGAAGCAUAUAGAAGAUUUUUUAAAAGAGUUAGAAUAUUUAAGUUGUCAAUUAAUUAUGCAAAAUAGUGUAUAAUUGUAGUUAGGUGCUUUAAGAUUCGGAGAUGGUAAAGGAUAACGUGAAAGAAAUAAUUAAAUACUCUUAAAAGAUAUUUAAGGAGAAGUUAACACUAAUUACAAUUCAAAAGAUUGAAUGUUUAAUUAAAAACAAUUUGGCAAAUGCUAAGAUGAUUUUGAAUCCCUUUCAUUAGAUUUUUGAAAUCAAAGACGACAAGAGUAUAGUAAUUGUAGCUAACUUACUUGCGUCAAGUUUAUAAAAUUACUUAAAAACUUUGUUAAAUCAAAUGAAGAAUUAGGACAUUGAGACUGAAAGUGAUUACAAGGAGAUACGUGAAUCCUUUUAUAACUAUUGUUUUACAAUCUUAGAAAAUAGAAACAAAGAGAGAUUCCACCUUUAAAUUUUCCAAUUAGUUAUUACUAAUUUGAUCUACACAAAUAAUUUCAAAUUAUAACGUCUAGGCUUGCAUCAAGAAAUUCAAACAUAAACAUAUUCUUUGCUCUAUAUAUAUCUGCAUGAAUUUCUAUUUACAGAAUUAAUUAGAUAGUCCAACAGAGAGGAAGACAAUGACAAUGUUAAUGAAAUAAAAAGAAGAACCACACAUUCUAUAAUAGAGAAUUUACCGUAGUUGAGUGUUCAAUAAAUGGAAUUGCUUAAUAAUUCUAUAAAAUUAAUUAACUAAUGUCCUUCGAUUUUAUUGAAUAAAGAAUUUGGAAUUCAAUAUUUAGCUUAAAUAUUGGAAUUGAUGAAAAACCAUAAUUACAUUAGAGAUUUAAAAAUAUCAAUUACUUAAGCUCUUUCAUAAUCAUUAUAGAAAGUCAUUGAGAAUGAUCAAGUAUCGAGAAGGGAUGAAUUUUGGAAAUUUAUGAAAAUCUAUUCAUAACACAAAUAAUAAUCUUAAUCAGAUGAUUUGUUCAAUGAAUUUGUAAAGUUGUGUAUCAAUACUUAUUUAUCAUCAGUAAAUAAAUUGAAUGUAUUUGAGAAAAGAAUGAAAUUUAUUAAUAAUUGCGCGGAAAUGAUACAAGCAGGAUUCUAAGAUAUUGAUAAUUUACAUCUAUUUGGAUUAUUGAAUUUCAUAUUUCAUAAACCUUCAAAACUCUUAAAGGUUUUGUAAAUAGAUAAAAUAACAUAUCAAAAAUUUUAUGCAUUUUAUGAAUCUAAAAGUUAAGAAUUUCAUUAGAGUAAUAAACCUGAAGAUUUUAAGAAGGAAGCAACAAAAUAAGAAUAUUCCUUAAGAAAUAAAUUAAAAUAAUCGAGUGGUUUAACAAAGAAGGAUGUUAAUAAAAUGGUGAAUUAAGCUUAGAAAAGCGGUUAGAAGGAAAGCGGAGAUAAAACCAGUAAUAAAUUGAGCAUAGAAAAAGGAAUAAAAAAUAAUGAAAAAGAAAAAAAAUAAUAAGAUUCUGAUAAUGAUGAAGAAAUGGAAAUUCCUUUUUCAAAAUCUAUGAUUAAAUGA